Protopterus annectens (West African lungfish) is the source of this 5988-nucleotide messenger RNA. RefSeq names its product kyphoscoliosis peptidase-like. The record is from RefSeq and is a predicted model, not a curated record. Lineage: Eukaryota; Metazoa; Chordata; Ceratodontiformes; Protopteridae. Bases 88 to 2742 code for a protein of 884 amino acids. The transcript has 7 exons.
CAAGAUAUGAAGAUGUAGACAGCGGAAGGUUUAAGUGCUUUAUUUUAGCCUCCUGUUAUGAGAUCUACUUUUUAAAAAUAUGAGAAAAUGGGUUAUGAUCAUAACAACAAGAGUAAUCAUGUAAAACCAAAAGUAAAGAUUCUAAAUGCUUACUUAAAAGAUGACAGUUCUAACAACAACUUCAAAUGCACAACAAAACAGGUCAAUUUUGUAGUUUAUAAAGAGACAAAAUCUAAACAGCCUGGUUUAAAUGAGUCAACAUAUAGUAAAGAACUGGACUUGAGACCCAAAGAUGUGUCAUGCAAAAGUAACCAAGAACAAGAAACCUCAGAGUCCUAUAAAGAUGUCAAUCAAGUGUUUCAAAGAAGUAUUCAAGAAAAACAGGAAAACAAGACAAUAUCUAACAACAGAAAAGGACCAACAUCUGUCCAACAUACAACAGCCACAAAAGAUAUUGUCAGUAGUGGAAGAGUAUUGCUUGGUAAUGAUAUUUUUAACUUCUGGGCAAUGAAACAGUCUAUUGAUACAGAAAAUGGCAGGAACUUGAAGUGUACCCCAAAGAGACAACUAUCUGAUGAGACACAAAUGCAUAAGUCAGUCAAGAAAGCUACUCAUGGAAAGAUGUCAGAUACAUGCCUUCAUCAGCUGUCAUUCCAUUCUGAAACAAAUACGUCUAACUGUAUUGGCAUGGCCUUAUCAGAGAACAAGAUAUCUUCUUCAACAACUGAACACAGGAGAAAGUCUAAAAAGGAUCUCAUCUCUGAUUUCAGCAUCUUUGAUCGUGUGGAUAACCGUGUCUUAAGCAUUAGCAAGAAGAUAAAAUCAGAAGGAGAGUGGACAAUUCAGAACCUUGUACACUGUAUCACUGAAGGAGCCCAGAAUGAUCUUGAAAGUAUCAGAGCAAUCUGGAUUUGGCUUUGCUAUAAUAUUGAGUAUGACAUUCAUGGCUUCUUGGGGCUUUCAGAGAAGAUUUACACUCCAGAAUGUGUACUGCAGUACGGAAAGGGUGUUUGUGCUGGCUAUUCCAACCUCUGCCAGGAAAUGUGCAAAGAGGUGGGAAUUCCAUGCAUUGAAGUAUGUGGGUAUGGAAAAGGAAUUGGUUACAAACUUGGACAAAGCUACAAACAUAAGAAGACCAACCAUACGUGGAAUGCAGUUCAGCUGGAAGAUCAGUGGUACCUCCUGGAUGCCUGCUGGGGGGCAGGAACAGUAGAUGUUGAAAGACGAACAUUCAUACAACAGUAUGAUGAAUUUUAUUUUCUACCAGAUCCUGAGGAAUUUAUUGAAUCCCAUUGGCCAGAGGACUCAAAAUGGCAACUUUUGAAAGAUAAUGUUUCACUGGAAGAGUUUGAAAGAAGAGUGUUCAAAACUUCAGAAUUCUUUAAACUUGGUCUCACUUCUCAUUUUCCCCAAGAUUCUUUUAUACAGACUGAAAAUGGAGAAGCAACGGUGUCAGUAGGAUGCACAUACCCUGUGGAAUUCAGCUACAAAUUGCUUGACGUUUGUGAGGCUAAUACUAAGGAGAUGGAUCUUUCUUAUGGAAUAAUGACUGUGUCAACACAAGGAAUGAAACUAAAAAUUUUCCCACCUCAGCCAGGCCUUACUGACCUCAUGAUUUUUGUAAGACCUCAGGGGUCCCAAGACAAUUCCAAAUGGGUCUGUUCUUACAAUAUCAAGUGUACAGAGCAAAACAAUUCUGAAACAUUUCCAGAGAAUCCAUUCCAUUACUGGGGCCUCCAUCAAAAUGCCAAAAGUUAUGGGAUUGACAGGUGCAGCCACAAUGAAGGCACUAUUUUAUUUAAAACUGGAAAGGGGGAAUUCAUUCUUCAUAAUUCAAGACAACUGGUGGCCACAUUUGAAUUGUUUCAUAAGGAUAUGGAUAGCUCAAAGAGCAGAAGAUGCCUUGCAUGUUGCAUAGAAGAUGACAAAAUAACUUGCCAUAUUUUAUGCCCCCUGCAUGGCUAUUACAGACUGUCAGUUUUUGUUAAGGACCAAGGAGAAAAGAUGUUUAAGAAUGCUGGGAAUUUUCUUAUCAAAUGCACUAAUCCUGUUAAUCUGAAUGAGCUCUUCCCACAAAACCUUAGCAUGUAUUGUGGGCCAGGAAUAAGAACAAAUGAGGUUGGUCUUUUUGGGCCUAGCCAUUCUCAUCCCAUUAUCAACACCAAACAAGGGAGAUGCAAUGUCACAUUCAACAGCACUAGAGAUACAGAAGUGGCUGCUACACUCACAAAGAGCCAAUUGAAAAAUAUUACGUACCCGCUGGAAAGAUAUGUUUUUAUUACUCACAUGGAAAAGAAAGUUACAAUUAGUUUUUGCCUUCCAGAAGCCGGAGUGUAUAGGUUAAGCAUUUUUGCAAGAACUACUGAUGUGUUUUCCCAUGUUUGUGAUUAUGUUGUCAGGUGUUUUUGUGAUAUAUGUUGGCUUCCGUUUCCAAAAGUAUAUGGAAUAUGGAAAAAGGGUUAUGUGCUUUUGGAACCUAGAUCAGGAGUAAUUGAAGAAAACAGCUGGAUGAAAUUUAGAAUCCGAAUUCCUGGGGCUAAAAAGGUUUUCCUAAUAGGAGAGUCUAGAACUGAGCUGUGUAUUACAAAGACUGGAGUAUGGGAAGGUAAUGUUUUUACCGGGCCUGCUGGAUCUAAACUAAAACUGGCCAAAAAAAGUACUGAACAGUCUACUAGCAUGGAUGUAAUCAUGUUCUUUAAUGUAGAAAGCAGUUUUGUCAAUACACAAAUAUGCUCAGGUUAAUGCUCUAGAUUCAUAAAGUUGUAAAAUAAUAUUUUUUAUGAUUUUAGAGGUAAAUAGAAAAAGCUCAGCCAACCAACAAUGAUAUAUGCAGCUCUGUGGUUAAUUAAAUCACAAUAAUAUCCAUUUGUUAAGAAAUAUGCUCACAAGGCACACAGUCCCUUUCCAGGGUCAGCGCAGAGGCAUUGUCUGGUUACGUACUCAAAGUUAAAGAUUAGGUAAAUGAGAACAGGGGAAAUCAAACCUUGUAUCACAGGAACUACAUAUCCCAGCUGUACCCUUCUGCACCAGACAAGCACAAAACCCAAUAGCCACAUAAGAAAUUGGGCAGACUAUUCUAGCUUACCAUUUUAUGGUACAGACAUGUUUGAAAGCUAUUUUUUCUUCUAUUUGCACUUUUCUUCUAUUUCUAUGUUUACUUUUGAUAUAAAAAUGGAAUGCAAAACAGCUAAGUCUGUAUUCAGAUAUAGCACAAAGCUUACAGCAUGACCACAGAAUAGAUGUGAACUCAUUAGCUUGCAGAAAGCUGCACAGCCAAAAUGUUAACUAAACAUAAGACACACACUGUAGAAAUUCUGGUAGUUAAAGAUUCAAUCUCACAGGUCAGUGGUUCAAGUAUGACAUAUAGACAAUAUAUUUUGGAGUUUGAAUAUUCUGUUUUUGUGUCUGGGUGGUCUAUUCCAGGGAAUUUUGUUUCAUUCUGCUUCCCAAAAACAUACCGGCUGAUUGACUGUUGUAAUUUUCCAUAUUUUCUGCAUUUAUCCUUAUUCUUGAGACCUGAGUUUGUUGCAGAAGGGUCUGGGACUAGGUCACUUACAUUGUUAACAGAUAAAUGAAUAGCUCUAUUGAUCCAAAGUAACACACUUCAGAUAUGAUUUGAUUAAUACAAUAACACACAAAGGGAACACUUUGAAUGUGUAAUUAAUGUACUCCAGUCAAAUCAUUGAUAGUGUGUCCCACAAGAGGUUGGUGGGGAAGUUAUAGGGUGUUUGGGGGAGUGGGUCCUAAUUUGACAAGGUAGACAGAAAAAUAGCUGGUUGACUGGAAGUAGGAGAUAUUAAUUACUGUAAAAAUACCUAUAAAAAAGCACAUCAGACUUCAGCAUUUGAAUCAGUUCCUUUCGGCAUAUUCACAUUGAAUGUCAUACUGCAUUUAGAAAGGAGGAUUACCCUAUUCGGCAAUUAUACCAAGACUCCUGCAGACAUGAAGGUUGAAGGGGUCAGUUUCCAUUGAGGCCUGAUGCUGCUCUAAAGGUGAGGGGAAUGAGUAAUACAAAAUUUAUUGCAAAAUAAAUAAAUAAUGCAGGGCACUGUCCUGGAUAAAGGGAAUCAAGUGAAAAAUGUAAGAAGACAGGUUAGCCUUAAGGACACAGCAGAAUAAGUAAAUCUGCAGGAUAUAGUUUCUGCUAAGCUGCAUUAUAUAACACAGAAUCAAAAAUAUAGUAAAGAAGAACUGAAAGGAUUGGGUGUAUAGGCAAGCUGAAUUUAUAGAUACUGGGGUCAUCUGGAUAUGGGAACAUCUUCUGUCCAAUUCUGGUAUAUAAUAAAGCAUGAUUGUUGGGGAGCAUGAAAUGCAGACUCACCAACAUAAUGAAGGGAAUGGUGUGGCUAUGAGAAAUACUCAUGGAGCUAGUCAUUUACAUGUCAGUAUGCUUCCACUAUGGCUUGUACAGUUACAACUCAGUGGCAAACCAAUUUACUGAGUACAACUGGUUGGGAGUUCAACCUAAUAAAAAAUUAAAUGCAAAGAGCAGACCUCCAGCAUCCCCAAUGUGGGUCCUCUCAUAUAUCCUGAACAUAUAUAUAUAUAUAUAUAUAUAUAUAUAUAUAUAUAUAUAUAUAUAUAUAUAUAUAUACCAACUCCAUAGCUGAACCAACAUAAAUAAAAGUGACAUCUAUGAAAACAAAUGAAUAGUUGCCAUUGAAUACUUAAAAAAAACACACAGGCAGUAACUUCUAAUGGAAAAUAGUGCUUAGGGAGUUCAGCAUAUUUGGGAUGAAGUCAGCCAGAUAGAAACUAAUCUAUUUUGUACUCAUUGAGGUAGAGGGAAGCCAGUGAGGUGAAAGACAGGCCAUCAUAUUAUAUCAAUACAUGAAAUCCACAUAUUAUAUUAUAUUUAGGCAUGUGAACACAGUAAGGUGGUAACAAUAAAGAUGAAUGACCAGCAGAGAAAGGAAAGGGGCUUGUGUGAUAGCAGUUUUAUCUAGACCUGAAGAAAUGUUAUUUGUUAUUUCAGAGUGGAUUUAGUUUAAUGAAGGAUGCAUGAGAAAAACAUCGUCUAUGACCCUACGCAUCUCCUACGAUAAUGCAGGAAUGGUGAAUAAGCUGCUGAAUAGCACUUAGCUGCAACAGUUCCCCGACCUAACACAUUGCACGUUUUCUUUCUGUCGGAGUAUUAAUAAGCUCAUGUUUUUAAAUGAUAAUAUGACAAAGCCCUUUAGUCAGUUACUUCUAAGACUUGAAAUGCACAGUACUUCCUUACAGUCGGUGGACGGGAUAUUUAAGCAUACUAUAGUAAAGCUGUCAAUCUGCUAUGCAGGCAGUGAUGAGCUCUGGUACUAAUAGAGUUAAUACCACUUCUUCAAAAGCUUAUAUUUUGUACUUACAGAGGUUUCAGGAAUUGGUGUUUUUGCUCUCUUUGGCACCAAUAGAAAGGAGCAGCAGCCUGCCGAAUAGGAUAGCCAACCUGAAAGGCAGUUUCUCUGUUCUGAAAAUUGUUUCUCUUUGCUUCUCAGAAGAGGGUGGUCAUUAGGAAAAUAGAAUUCCUGUGUAUCUCGUAACAGAAUUCUCAUCUUAACAGGAACGUAUACUUUUGAGAUGAGGAUACUCAUCAGUGUUUUUAAAGUCUAAUUUCCAAAGUCCUGAUACAGAUACAUAUCUAAAACUGAGGUAGCAAGGUGCAUUUACAAGUUAACAUCAUUUGUUAAGCAUGCAUGUGAAAUUGUUAGCAUGGGAUUAUAUGGCUGGAGUUUACAAAACAUUACUGAAAUAUAACAUUUUAAUAUUUACAUUAAUGCAAAACUUGAGUGAGAUACUGUAAUGUUGUGGGUAGUAAUGCAAGCAGAAGGUGUUAGAAAAUGUAACAUUAAAACACAAUAGGUAACGUAAAGACAUUCUGAUAUAUACAUGUUUGGUAAGGUAGUUUUGAAUAUUAACAAUACUUUCAUAUUUGCAUUAAUCAUAGCUCUCAAUCUUCCAUCUCCAAAAUGAGGAACACUCGCCUUCAUAAUGUGGAACAAAUGGGCAAAA